Messenger RNA from Schistocerca serialis cubense, 2109 nucleotides. Its product is annotated as ionotropic receptor 75a-like. Lineage: Eukaryota; Metazoa; Arthropoda; Insecta; Orthoptera; Acrididae. Gene Ontology annotation, cellular component: membrane. Gene Ontology annotation, molecular function: glutamate-gated receptor activity. The transcript is spliced from 11 exons. Bases 1 to 2109 code for a protein of 702 amino acids. The record is from RefSeq and is a predicted model, not a curated record.
AUGCCUGUCGACUAUUUCAACUACAAGCGUUUCCGCAUUGUGGUCACUUACACCUGCACGACAUAUGAGGCAGUGCGACUGUGGCAGCGGCUCCUGGACUGCGACGGCGCCCGCUGGCUGCUGGCGGCGCCUCCGCCGUCCCGCCUCCCCCAUGGCAGCGCCGCGGCCAUCUUCCUCGACUACGGCUGUGCGCGCAACAGGGAGCUCUUCCUGCAGUGCGCACGGCUGGGCCUGCUGAACACAUCGACGCACUGGCUGGUGUGGGGCGGAGGGCCGCCGCCGGAGGACCUGCCGCUGCGGCUGGACAGUGACGUCACGUGGGCCUCUCAUCGCGAGGGCGAAGUCGUCCUGGAGAAGCUGGUCCUCGACCAACCUGAAGACUCGCUGCUCAGGAUCGCCGUGGGGCGCUGGUCGCAGGGCACCGGACUGGCGUACCACGGCACCCACGUACAGUGGCCGCCGCGCCAGCUCAACGGACGAAUACUGCGUCUCGCAGCCAGGGUGAUCUACUCGCCCUUGGACAACCUGGGGAGGAGACUGAGGAAGGUGGAGGACAAGCACCUGGACAUGGUUGCGCGUUUCGGCUGGGAAGUCUGCUCUCGCUUGUCAGACAUGCUCAAUUUCUCGAUCGUGCUGUACUCCACAUCUUCUUUCGGCUUCGCUGUGCUGGGUAACAAAACAAUGGAUGGUGUGGUCGGCCUGCUGGCGAACGGCACCGUCGACAUCGGCGUCACAGCGCUGGUGAUCACGCACCAGCGGCUCAAUUUCAUCGACUUUACUGGGCCGGGAGUUCUCUGGACCACCAAGAUCGCGUUCCGGCACCCAAAGGCAGUGGGCGUGUACGGGACGCUGUUCCGGCCGUUUGAGCCCCCUCUGUGGGUGGCCAGCAGUGUGGUGUACUCGCUGGUGCUGGCCGCCGCAUGGCUCGCCUAUCGCGCUGUGCGACGCUGCGAGGGCGGACACGACGGCAGCUGGAGUUCUGCCCUGCUCCUGCUCUGCUCCGCCAUCAGCCAGCAAGGGGUAUCGCACAACUGCGGCCUGCUGGGCUGGCGCUUGCUGCUGCUGGCGAGUCUGUGGUGCGCCGCGCUGCUGGACACUCACUACUCGGCAGCCAUCGUGACGUCGCUGCUGCUGCCGCCGCCCAGGACCAUCAGGAGCAAGCGAGACCUCGUGCACAGCCCGCUCGCCUUCGGCUCCGAGAACGUCAGCUACGUGCACGGCUACUUUGAGACGAGCGACGACCCGGUGGACCGCGCACUGUGUGCCUCACGUCUGUUCUCCAGCGGCGCCUCCAGGCCCAACUACUUCCCUCCAGAGGUCGGCGUGCGCAAGAUGGCGACGGAGUUGUUCGCGUACCAUGCGGACGAGUCUCGAAUGUACCCUCUCAUCGAUCGCAUCUUCGACGAGCAGGCCAAGUGCGCGCUGGAGACAAUCAGUUUCCUGACGCCCAUGAGGACUUUCACAGCAGUGCAGAAGAAUUCACCACUCAAGGAGACCAUCACUGCAGCGGUGCGCACGCUGUGGGAGCGCGGCUUCAUGGCGCACGCGCACAAGACGUGGCGCCUGGAGCCGCCCGCCUGCCUGUCGGACAGCGACUACGUCAGCGUCGACCUGGCCGCCGUGUCGCCCGCCUUCCUCCUGAUGGUCGCCGCGCUGCUGCUCGCCGCCGUGGUGCUGCUGCUGGAGAGGGCCUGCAUUGUGCUGUACUCCACGCCAUCUUUCGGCUUCGCGGUACUGGAAAACAAAACAGUGGAUGACGUGGUCGGCCUGCUGGCAAACGGCACCGUCGAUAUCAGCGUCACUGGGCUGGUGAUGACGCAAGAGCGGCUCAACGUCAUUGACUUCAAGGGGCCGUUCGUUCUCUGGACCACCAAGAUCGCGUUCCGGCACCCAAAGGCAGUGGGCGUGUACGGGACGCUGUUCCGGCCGUUUGAGCCCCCCCUGUGGGUGGCCAGCAGUGUGGUGUACUCGCUGGUGCUGGCCGCCGCAUGGCUCGCCUACCGAGCUGUGCGCCGCUGCGAGGGCGGACACGACGGCAGCUGGAGUUCUGCCCUGCUCCUGCUCUGCUCCGCCAUCAGCCAGCAAGGUGCAGUAGUCUCCUCACCCUAA